Molecule: messenger RNA, 698 nt
Organism: Olea europaea var. sylvestris
Lineage: Eukaryota; Viridiplantae; Streptophyta; Magnoliopsida; Lamiales; Oleaceae
Product: heavy metal-associated isoprenylated plant protein 47-like
Exons: 3
Coding region: 74-517 (147 amino acids)
Source: RefSeq, a predicted model, not a curated record
UCUCUACGCUGAGCCUUAAAUUUCACAAAGGAAAUUGUCGCCUGCAUCCACUGUCCACACCAUCAACGGAAGGAUGGCGCAAAAGGUAGUCAUUGAGGUCACCCUGAAUGGCCAAAACUCUAGCUAUCAAGAAGGCAUCAUCGAAAUGUUCUUGAAGUUCAUGUGCUGCAAGGACGAAGAGUUGGAUCGAGCUAUGAGGAUUAGAAGAAAGGCCAAGAAGGUCGCAGUAAGCAUCCCUGGAGUUGAGUCGAUGGCAAUGGGGGGAGAGGAGAGGAACAUUCUAACAGUGAUUGGUGAAGGAAUCGACCCAGUGAGGCUUGUCCAAUUGCUUCGGAAGAAGGUCUGUUUCGCUAAGAUCGUGAGUUUUGGCCCUAACCAAACCAAUCCUGUGCCUAAACCUGAACCUGAACCUGAACCUGUGCCUACGCCUUUGCUCGUGCCUCCCAUUUGCUGUAAUCACUCACCUCACUGGCAAAUAGUGGAAAUCAGGGAACCUACUUCCUGCUUCAACUUUUGAAUGCUUCUGUUGUUAACUUGUCAAACAACAAAAAAAUAAAUCUCGUGUAGUAGUGAAAAUUAAGCAAAUUUAAUCCACAAUAGAUUGUGUUACAAAUUAUGUUUAAAAUAACAUUACAAGUCGAACAUUGUAGAAUAAUUUUGAGCCAAGAAGUAUAAGUGAAGAGAAAAGUUUGAUCUGA